UCUCUGUUUGGCACAACCUGAGAAAGAAAAAAGAAAUGGCAUCUCAUGCAGUUUCUAGCGGGCAAAAACCACACGCAGUUUGUGUACCUUUUCCGGCUCAAGGCCACAUCAACCCGAUGAUGAAAGUGGCUAAACUUCUCCACGCCAAAGGCUUCCACGUUACCUUUGUCAACACCGUUUACAACCAAAACCGUCUCAUCCGGUCCCGUGGACAGAAAGCCCUCGAUGGGUUUCCCUCGUUCCGGUUCAAGUCCAUCCCUGACGGUCUACCGGAGAUCGACGGGGAUAAGAUGCAAGACGUCCCUUCCCUUUGCGAAUCUACCAUGAAGAAUUGUCUAACUCCGUUCAAGGAGCUUAUUAGACGAAUUAACGUCGAAGAUGAUGUUCCACCUGUGAGCUGUAUUGUAGCUGACGGUCUGAUGACCUUCACUCUUGACGUUGCGGAGGAGCUUGGAGUCCCGGAGGUUCUAUUCUGGACCACUAGUGCUUGUGGCUUCAUGGCUUAUCUACACUUUUAUCGCUUCAUCGAGGAGGGGUUAUCUCCACUCAAAGAUGAGAGUGACUUGGACACAAAGAUAGAUUGGAUUCCAUCGAUGAAGAACCUAAGACUAAAAGACAUCCCUAGCUUCAUCCGUACGACCAAUCCUAAGGACAUAAUGCUCAACUUUUUUCUCCAUGAGGUCGACCGGGCCAAACGUGCUUCUGCCAUUAUUCUCAACACGUUCGAUGACCUCGAGCAUGACAUCAUCCAAUCAAUGCAAUCUAUUUUACCUCCGGUUUACUCUAUUGGACCGCUCCAUCUGCUAGUGAAUCGAGAGCUCGACGAUGACAAUGAGAUCAGACGAAUGGAAACCAAUCUGUGGAGAGAGGAAACAAAGUGUUUGGACUGGCUUGAUACAAAGCCUCGAAACAGCGUAGUUUACGUUAAUUUUGGAAGCAUAACAGUGAUGAGUGCUAAACAACUCGUGGAGUUUGCUUGGGGUUUGGCGGCAACAGGGAAAGAUUUUUUGUGGGUGAUCAGGCCGGACUUAGUGGCCGGUGAUGUGGCGGUGGUUCCGGCAGAGUUUCUAACGGAGACGGCAGACCGGAGAAUGUUGGCGAGUUGGUGUCCUCAAGAGAAAGUUCUUUCUCAUCCGGCGAUAGGAGUGUUUUUAACGCACAGUGGAUGGAACUCGACUCUGGAGAGUCUUUGUGGUGGUGUUCCUAUGGUGUGUUGGCCGUAUUUUGCGGAGCAGCAAACGAACUGUAAGUUUUGCUGUGAUGAGUGGGAGGUGGGGAUGGAGAUUGGGGGAGAUGUGAAGAGGGAGGAGAUUGAGAAGGUGAUUAGAGAGUUGAUGGAUGGAGAGAAGGGAAAGAGAAUGAGAGAGAAGGCGGAGGAGUGGCGGCGCUUGGCGGAGAAAGCGACGGCGCAGAAAGAUGGUUCGUCGGAAUUGAACUUCCAGAUGGUUGUUGACAAGGUCCUCCUAGCCUCCAAGGGUAAAGCAGUAGAGAUGCUGUGAUGUAUUUCAAGCACAAGAGGGUUAUAAAAAUGUAUUAUGGUUUUUCUUUUGGUUAUAAAAAUGUAUUAUGGUUUUUCUUUACUUAUAUGUAUUUUUAUUAUUCAAUAAUAUUUUAUAAUCUUCUGUUUCAAAAUAAGUGAUGUAUCAGGAAAAAAAUUGUUUAAAUAUAUGGUAUUUCCAAUUAAUAAUACAAAAUUAAUUUUUUCUAUUA
Molecule: messenger RNA, 1710 nt
Organism: Eutrema salsugineum
Lineage: Eukaryota; Viridiplantae; Streptophyta; Magnoliopsida; Brassicales; Brassicaceae
Product: UDP-glycosyltransferase 85A5
Exons: 2
Coding region: 36-1499 (487 amino acids)
Molecular function (GO): UDP-glycosyltransferase activity
Source: RefSeq, a predicted model, not a curated record